UCAUCGAUCGCAACUGUCACAGCCGGAGUCUUAUAAGGAGGAGCGAACGGCCUGUUGACUCUCCUGACGAUACGGCCCCGCAGGCGAAGCCAAUGUCUGGAGGUGACGAGUACGAUGACCUCCUGCGCUUUGCGCAUGCGGAGGCUGCCAAACUCAACCACGGUGACGACGACCUGGGGAAAGAUAAGAGCGGGUACUACCGUCCUUGGUUCGCACCUUGGGUGAAGCUGAAAGGCAAGAACAACAUGGAUCUUCAGGUGCCUGCAGACUGGCUGCGCACUGAGAUCUAUACCGGCUUGUCGUCUGGACCCGAGAUCGAGAGGCGCAGAGCCGUUGCUGGCUACAACGAGUUGGAGAGCCCUGACAAGAAACAAGUCUUGAAGUUCAUCUCGCGGUUCCGCGGUCCUGUUCUUUAUGUCAUGGAACUGGCCGUUUGUCUUGGGGCUGGUCAGCGUAACUGGAUCGAGUUUGGUGUUAUUAUUGGUCUCCCGUUCUUGAAAGCUAUGAUCACUUGGUAUCAGGAGAAGCGAGCAAACAACGUUGUGGCUCAACUCAAGUCUCGUAUUGCUAUGAGAGCGACAGUUGUCCGUGAUGGUUACGAGCAGGAACUCGAGGCUCGCUAUCUCGUACCCGGCGAUAUUCUCGUCUUAGAGGGAGGAAGUACCAUACCUGCGGAUGCAAAGAUCAUCGCGGACUACGCAGACAAGUGUGGUUCCCCUGUCAGUAUGGAUCUGUCGGAGUGCGGUCGUGGCACAUCGAACUUCAGCACAGCGUGUGGCAUCGACAAGGGUCCCACUGUCUGUACAGUCGACCGGUCUGCAAUCACGGGAGAAUCUCUGGCAGUGGACCAUUCCGUCGGUGACACCGUUUACUACACUUGCGGUGUCCAGCGCGGAAAGGUAUAUGCCAUGGUCACCGCUAGCGCGCCGUACAGCUUCGUCGGCAAGACUGCGCGACUUCAAGUUGUUCCUUCUGGUAACGAUGUCGGCCACUACCAGGUUGUCUUGAAUAGUAUCGGUACCGCGCUCCACGGCCUCGUCAUCGCAGUCAUCCUCAUCGUCUGGAUCGGCGCUUUCUCUCGGAACGUCGACAUCGCAAUCCAAGACAGCAGCUUGCUUGUGUAUGCACUGAUCUUUCUGAUCGCUGGUGUGCCCGUCGGAUUGCCCUAUAUCAUUAUCAAGACGAUGGCUGUCGGUGCUGCCUACCUGGCAAAGCGCAAGGUUAUCGCGCAGAAGCUCACCGCUAUCGAGUCUCUUGCUGGCGUCGAUAUUUUGUGCUCGGACAAGACUGGUACUCUCACGGCCAACAGGCUUUCUCUCGACAAGCCAUUCGUCGCGCCCGGUGUUCACCCCGACUGGCUCAUGGCUGUUGCGAUCCUCGCUUCGUCUCACAACACCAGGUCACUUGACCCUGUCGACAAGGUCACUAUCGUCGGACUGAAGGACUAUCCGGGAGCGCAGGCCGUUCUCCGGACUGGCUGGCACACUCGCAAGUUCACGCCCUCCGACCCUGUCUUGAAGUGUGUCAUGGCGGAGGUCGAUAAGGACGGGCGUAAUUUUACCUGCGCGAAGGGUUCCCCUGACGCCAUCCUGCGUUUGGAUAGCUUCGACCAGGACACCGUGGCUGCGUACCUUGCCAAGGCGGAUGAGUUCGCUCAAUGUGGUUUCAGUCCGCUCGGUGUCGCGUGCAAGGAGGAGGGCGAGCCCUGGAAGCUGCUCGGUAUGCUUUGCAUGGUCGACCCGCCCCGUGACGAUACGGCUGCUACGAUUCGCGAAGCCAUGAACUUCGGUGUCAGCGUCAAGAUGCUGACCAGUGACGCCGUUGCCACCGCCAUCCAGACGUGCCAGCAGCUCGGCCUCGGUACGCAUGUCUACGACUCGGAGCGUCUCAUCACUAGCGCCAUGCCGGGCUCGGAAGUACGCGACUUCAUCGAGGGUGCGGACGGGUUCGCGGAGGUUUUCCCGGAUCACAAGUAUCAGGUCGUUGAGAUGCUGCAGGAGCGUAGUCACUUGAUGGCCAUAACUGGUAGCAGGGUCAACGAUGCACCCUCGCUCAAGAAGGCGGACUGUGGCAUUGCUGUCAAGGAUGCUUCGGACGCUACGCGGAUGGCUGCGGACGUUGUUGUCCUCGAGGAAGGUCUGAGCACUAUGAUCACGGCUAUCAAGGUCGCGCGCCAGAUCUUGCACCGCAUGAAGGCCUACAUCAUCUACCGCAUUGCGCUUUGUAUCCAUCUUGAGGCCUAUCUAUGCACGUCCAUGCUCAUUUUGAAUGAGACCAUCCGCGUGGACCUCAUUGUCUUCAUCGCCAUCCUCGCCGACGUCGCCGCCGUCGCCAUCGCGUACGACAACGCUCCGUAUGAUCGAAGACCGGUCGAUUGGCAACUUCCCAAGGUGUGGAUCCUCUCGACUGUCAUGGGUCUGCUCCUCGCCGCCGGUACCUGGGUCAUCCGCAGCACUCUCCCCCUCAACGUCAGUACUAUCCAGGAAGCCGGGAGUGUCCAGGAAAUUCUGUUUCUGGAGGUUGUUCUCACCGAGUCUUGGAUCAUCCUGAUUACCCGUAUGGCUCGGAGUCCCAACUCAGGCCCGUUCGUCUGGCCAUCCUGGCAGCUCAUCGGCGCCAUCCUCGGUGUAGACGUCCUUGCCAGCAUCUUCGUUAUCUUCGGUUGGUUGUCCGUCGAUCCGGCUAUCCAAGGAGGGUUUGAUAUCGUCGCUGUUGCGAAGAUCUGGUGCUAUUCCUUCGGAGUUGUAGUUAUAAUCGGCCUUGCGUAUUACUUCUUGAAUAAGGUCAGGUGGCUAGACAACGUCGGUCGCCGCAAUCGCAGCCACAGGGACCCGAGGGUCGAGGACCUGCGCACUGAGAUGCAGCGACUCACAUCCGUCCAUAAGCGACAGUUCUUGUGAAGGACCAGUAUGACAUGACAUGAUCACGAACAGGCGAUGUACCAGUGUGCACUGUAUCAUGCGUUACUCUACCUAUGUUGAAGUCUUCUUUCUCGAUACGAUAUCUACUUACGUCUACUCAUGCUCUCGAGAUCUCAAUGGUUCCUCCCCGGCAAUCAAGCGAACCUUUAUCGAGUUUGUGCGAUGAGAGGGAAAGAAAUGACAAGGCGUGACGCGAAUUCUAGAGCUAGAGGCUA
Messenger RNA from Rhodofomes roseus, 3136 nucleotides. RefSeq lists its product as uncharacterized. The transcript has 17 exons. Gene Ontology annotation, molecular function: ATP binding; ATP hydrolysis activity; P-type proton-exporting transporter activity. Gene Ontology annotation, cellular component: plasma membrane. The record is from RefSeq and is a predicted model, not a curated record. The coding region runs from base 93 to 2900 and encodes 935 amino acids. NCBI's taxonomy places the organism in Eukaryota, Fungi, Basidiomycota, Agaricomycetes, Polyporales, Fomitopsidaceae. Gene Ontology annotation, biological process: proton export across plasma membrane; regulation of intracellular pH.